AUGAUAACAUCGAAUGUGAUCAAUGAUUAUUGGAUACAUUAUAAAUCAUGUCAACGUCAAUUGCGUACAUUUAUUCAAUUGAAAGUAUUAUUUUCUGGCUUAAUUGAAAUGAUAAUUUUAUUCGAUCGACUUGUUUUCCUUCGAGAAUCUGUACCAACUGCAUCAUCUUAUUUAGUGGCACUUGUUGAACCGAUCAAAUCAUCACGUCGUUGGUGUUUGAUUUCAUUAAAAUAA
This is a messenger RNA of Rotaria sordida, 234 nucleotides long. The record is from the annotation of a GenBank genome assembly. Lineage: Eukaryota; Metazoa; Rotifera; Eurotatoria; Philodinida; Philodinidae.